CCGUUUUGUUCACUUUCAAGAAUGCCUCUGAUCCAAGUGAAGAGUACCAAGUGGGAUCUGGACUCCUCUGAAAGAAGCACAGAUAUUAGAUGACUUUCUUGAACGAUCUAAUCGAUAUAUUCACUCCAACUAUUGCGUCUGCUGAUGCAACAGUAUCUGAUAUUCCAGAUGAAGCUCUCAUCCCAAAGGUGGAGGCAGUUCCUGAAGAUGUUCCGAGGGACUACACUGACUUGAAAGAAGCUGAAAAGGAUGAAGGUGAAGACAAACCAACUACAAAGAUUGACCAGUCAAGCUCUUCUUCAGAGGAGACAACGGCUUCUGAAGGUAGUUCUGGUGAGGAUAACGAUAGUUUUGUCGAAGAACGUGUCACUUCACAGGCGGAAACUGGUGCAGAGAGUUCUUCUGAAGAGGGUGAUGCUGAAGGGGGUGAUGCUGAAGAGGGAGAUGACGAUGGCGAUGAAGAUGACGACGAGGAUGACGACGAGGAUGACGACGACGAGGAUGAGGUCGCUGAUCCGCUGGACAAGCUAAGAGCCGAUUGUGCUACGCUUCCUAGCGUCAAGCCUUCCCUGCAUCACUAUCAAGAAUGCGUUGAGAGGGUUACCAAGGCCCAAGAGGAACCCGACUACGCAGAGAAGGAAUACAAAGAGGACUGUGUAGAGGAGUACUUCCACUUACAACACCACAUCAACGAUUGCGUGCAACCACGACUCUUUGCCAGAUUGAAAUGAUUGGUAAUUCUUCCUGAAAUGCACAUAAAUGCUCAAAAAGUAUCAUUACACC
Molecule: messenger RNA, 783 nt
Organism: Williopsis jadinii
Lineage: Eukaryota; Fungi; Ascomycota; Saccharomycetes; Phaffomycetales; Wickerhamomycetaceae
Product: cytochrome b-c1 complex subunit 6 family protein
Exons: 2
Biological process (GO): mitochondrial electron transport, ubiquinol to cytochrome c
Source: RefSeq, a predicted model, not a curated record